UUGCCAGCUAGCAGCAGCUGCACUGGAAGAAAACAGAGCAAGAAAAAGUGUAGAAAACCUUAAUUUAAGACACUGAGAAUUAUGGAUUUUACCGAAGCGCACUAAAACAAGAGUUGAGCUUGUUUUAUGUCACUGUUUUGAUAUGUUGCUUUUUAUAUAAAGGCCUUUUUUUGGACGUUGCGACCAAUGAAUGUCCCUUUGUGAAGUAGCAUUGAGCACCAGUCAUUUGUUGAACUUGGCUCUGUGCUGAAGAUGAAUGCUCUGGUUGCUCUCUGUCACUUCUGUGAGCUCCAUGGCCCUCGCACCUUGUUUUGCACUGAGGCACUGCACCCUCCAUCCCCGUCCCCCUCAUCCCAGGCAGGUGCCCCUGUGCCCGGAGACAGGGACCGAGAUGGUGACCGGGAAGGUGAAGGGCUGACCAUGAGGGCCAACAGCUCAGCCUCACAGAGAGGAGAAAUGUGUGAGGGAUGUCGAUCUCUUCCUGCAUCUCACCCAGGCUUUGUGAGCAUCGAUGAUGAAACAGGCAUACGCUUCCUUAGCCACCAGCAUCCCAGACAGCCACAGCUAUUCAGCGUGGUCCGCCAGGCUUGCGUGCGCAGCCUCAGCUGUGAGGUAAACAGUGACGUGUGUCCCGGUCGUGAAGGGCCUAUUUUCUUUGGAGAUGAGCAGCACGGUUUUGUGUUCUCACACACCUUCUUUAUCAAAGACAGCCUGGCCAGAGGUUUCCAGCGCUGGUACAGUAUUGUCAUGGUAGCAAUGGACAGGAUCUACCUUAUCAACUCCUGGCCUUUCCUGUUACGCCACCUUAGACUCACGAUACAGAGCCUGCAAAGCACAGCCCUCAAGGUGUUUGACAGUGAACAAGGAGUUUGUCCCCAGCGAGCAGCGAGGAUGAACAGUGUCUUCUCACCUGCAGUUUUCCCACACCAAAGGAGUGGCAACGCAGCCCGAUCACUGACCUCUCUUACCCAGCAUCCCAACCUCUGGGCCAGCCUGCACUCCUCCUUUAGCUGGCUGCUGAAAGCUUGUGGUAGCCGACUGACAGAGAAACUGCUGGAGGGAGCCCCCACUGAGGACACGCUGGUGCUCAUAGAGAGACAGACAGAGCAAGAGGAGGAAAUGAGCUGCUGGGAGGGAGCAGAAGGAGGCGGCUCUACAUCACAGCGGCACCAAUCAGAGAGUGAGCUGGGCCCUGACUUCCUGUGUGAUGAUGACGCAAAAUUAAAUGACUUACCCGGCCCAAAAUUUAGGUCCCUGAGGCAUUUGAGACAGGUCCUCGGAGCUGCUGAGUUUCGUCAGCUAGUGUGGCACGUGCUCAUGGGAAAUCAGGUCAUAUGGAGAGGCGCAGACCCCGGGCUCAUCCAGUCAGCUUUUACAGUGCUCAAGUCUCUGCUCCCAGUAGGCUGUGUGCGUUCUGUGCCAUACAGUGCUCAGUAUGAGGAGGCCUACAAGUGCAACUUCCUGGGUCUCAGCCCAGAUGUGCCAAUUCCAAUGCACGUCAGCUCCUCAGAGUUUUCAGUGUUGGUGGACGUCAGUUCAGAGAGGAGCUGUCAGAGCGCGGCAGUGGGUGAAGACGAUAUCUCCUCACUUUAUCAGUUCACCAUCAGCAGUGCCAACACGCAGCCCACAGACAGGGGUCCCACGUUAUUGAACAAGCUGGAAGUGGCUCUGUCUAAUGAGAACUUGUCUGUGGACGUUGUGUCUCACUGCCUGCUGUGUCUGAAGGAAGAGUGGAUGAAUAAAGUCAAAGUGCUCUUCAAGUUCUCAAAAGUGGACGGCAGAGGGAGGGAGGACACCCAGAAGGUUCUGGCCCUCCUUGGCGCCACAGGGCCGGGUGAGGAGGACAACGUCAGGCUGCUAAAGUUCUGGAUGACUGGACUCAGCAAAACCUACAAAAGUCAUUUAAUGACAGCCGUCCGAGGAGGGGAGAGGAGCCCCAGCCAGUGAGAGGAGGAGAAGGAGGAGGAGGAGGUAGAGGGGGUGAAGUAAAUGGAGCUGAAAAGAGGGGAUAAUACUACUGAAGGGAAAGUGAAAGCAAGAAUUCUUUCAUUAUGAGUUUUGUGAACACUUUGGGACUUUCAGUGGAAUGAAAGAGGAAUGUCAAUAGAUGACAGAAAUGCUUUGGCUCAUCCAUUAUUGUCUUUUUAAGUAAUGAGAAAUGUACUGUUCCUAACCGUGAUUAUUAUCCAGCACAGAUUAACACAUACGGUCAGUUUGGAUAAUGCAUGAGGGCUUUUGUUAGUCAAAGGGAAUUAUGGUUCAUAGUGAUAUGUGAAGUUUAACUUAUUACAAACAGACUUUGCACUUUGUUCACUCGUUUUCUGAUGUUUUAAAAUGAAAGAAAUUAAUAUAAUCGCUUACUCUGACUUUUUUUAAUUCCACAAUUGGCUCCAUCUUGUGGCGAACAGGAAGAAUAAAGAGGGAGUGAAUUGGAGGAGGAGAGCAGUGUUCCUCUGCCAGCUCCCACUCACUUGUUCAAGUGGCUGCUGGCCAGCAAGCCUCAAGUGGUGUAAGACAACACUUUUAAGGUUUUCUGGUGUCCUGAAAUGUACAAAGUGGUUGCAUAACACAGCCCCGCUCCAGUACAGCCGACCACAUCAGCAGGAUUUUAGCUUCUUAAUGAGCCAGUCACACAGCAAUCCACUAAAAAGCCAAGUUUUUUUUUUUAUUUUCAUACCACAGUUACUUGAGCCUGUUGCGUUCCUGAAGCUUGCAGAGUUUAGUCAAUAAAAUUCAACAACAUACGGCUUUGUUUAAAUUGCUGGGGGGCUGCUUUUUCUUUUCUUGACUCGCACCCAUGUAACAAUUGUGUAAUUCAAACUCGUACUUUAGUCCAAAUUAAAAGGAAAAGUGAAUUUGUAAAUAUUAGGAUUGACUCUAGCUUUCUUCGUAAAACAGAUCUUCUUCUCAGCAUGGACGCAUGCUACUGUGUCCUGAUAGAGUUUUACUGUUUUUUUUUUUUUGUUUUGUUUUGCUUCUCUCUGAAAGCUCAAAUCUGGAUUUCAUUUUGCAAGUUUCACUGAAAGAAGCACAAACAUAAUUUGCAGCAGCUCCGCAAAUUAGUUACAUAUUGACUUUCCUCAAUAUGCAAGCGACGUAUCAAACAGGAAGACGACACACUGGCUGGAUAUUUAUACCCGUCAUUAAAACACACAGUGUAUGUGAAGAGGUUUGGAGUUGAUGGUGCCUCUGGGAGUGUUAAUGCUUUGCCUGUGGUGACGCUGCUGCUCUCUUGUUUCCUCUUCCCCUCAGCAGAGAAGGGACUUUGGGAAACAGUCUUGCUUCUUUUGGCUUGUUUUCAGAAAAAGGACACAGAAGAAUGAUUUCUCUUUAACAUGAAGAAACAACUUUGCACUUCCUCCCUUUCGUUAGUAAUUGAGUCCUCUUGUGACAUCUAACAGAGAACAAAAAUAUCAUGACGCCUCACACAACCUGAGGGGACAGAACAACACUUUACAGACAGGAUGAUGACAGCUGUGCACAAUAUUAGACGUCACGGUCACACCAGCCGCCUCUGUGGAACUGAUUUGAGGAGAAAUGACUGCAGAAAGCUGUCACACAUGGAAUGACUUGCAAGUUCUGGCGAUGUAGUGUUGCAAUCCUGUUUAUAAAGGAAUGUGAUUCUUGAUUUAUUAAAAAAAAAAAAAAAACAUCAUGUGAUGAUUAAACAGGAUGAUAUUGCGCACUGGCUCUAGAGGGAUAAAGACCAGGGGAUCCACAGGCACAGAGGUGUGGGGGAGAGUCCAAAUGAAAAACAUACGCUCCAACUGCAUGACUAAGCCUCCUUGGGCCUGGUUUGGAGUGGGGGAGGAUGGGGGUGAGAGGGUGGGUGUCAGGGAAUGUGGGGAGCAGGGGGGAGGGGGCCGGGUCGGUCAAUAGUGAGGUAAAACGUGUGGCGGUGGGAGGGGCCGAGACUUAAAGGGAGCAGACUAGAAUCCAGCAGGGCACUUUCACUUUGAGCGGAGUGAGGAUACACAGAGUGGCCAGAGGGAGAGAUAGAGAAGAGGAGGCCAGUGUCUCUCUCGCUUUAUCCAUUAACCAGUUUUCGAGGGAGAGAGGAGUGGUUCAAAUUAGGCUGUUCAGGAAGAUUCUAGGUCAGUAGUGAGAGGGAGAAAGGGAAGGAGAUAUAGUACAAAACAACAAAAGCUUUCAUAGGAAAAGGCUGCAGCCACUCAGACUUAAGUGGGAAAAUCCAAAGUGAGGGAGCAGGAUGGCGUGAGAGGAUAAAUGAGGCAUUUAUUGGAAAGUACCAAAGGGACUCAAAAGGAAGGAAUGUAUAAGGGAUGUCAACAAGAAGACUAAAUAUCAGACGGUGAAGGAGAAGACACAGCAGCGCACUCUGUAUCAAAGACCUCAAGGAAAACCACAGAGGAGGAAACUUAGCUUUCACAGACUGACACAGAGACCCGUCUGCAGAGUGAUUGCCGUCAACAAGAGAAAUGGAGAAGUGUCCAUUCUUAGAAAGAUAGGAAGGAUGUCACUGCCAGUUUUGCUGUUGCUAUCACUCUUGACUGUCCGAUGUGGUGGAUGUAACUUUGACUGGGACGUUGUGAAAAACAUUAAAACGACUAUCGACGCUAAUCCGACUGGAUUUCGGACAGUAUUUCCUAAAGAUUACUAUGUAGUGCACCGCUACACGAAAAGCAUGCUCUGUGACAGUGAUCCGUGUUGUGUGUUCCCUGCUGCAGUAGUCCUCCUGGAGUCCUGGCAUGUGCUUCUCGGAAACCUCUGGGAUGAGCACCUAAAUCACUCCUUAAUCCUCGAUCUGAAGCAGACACUGGAUAAAAUUAUAAAGAGGAACAAAAAUACAGAGAGGUUCCAGGAAGAGACGGACCUGUCCCAGUUCUCCGCGUUAUCUUCCUCUCCUGAAGAGCUCCUCAAGCUAACGUCACAACUUCUCACUCGAUGGCUCGAGGUCGGGUGCUUGCCUGAGAUCGAAACCUGCACCCUGCCCACUUUGCCCCCCUCCGUUGAGAGGAAGGACUACGGUCCGUCGAGGGCCAGACUCUUGACCACCCGAGCUAUCAGCAGCGAGGAGGAAGGACAGCUUGAGAAGAUAGUAGACAUUACAGGGCCUCUGUCCAGUGGCGGUUCUCCAUCCCUAUCAUAUUCCGCUUCUGUCUGGAGCCCCUUGCUAUUCAGACUCUACUGGUGGCUGUUGCCAUAGUUACUAAAAAAGGAUCUUUUUUUUUUUUGGAUGAUGAUGCACACAAAAUGCAAGACGUUUCCUGGCACUGAAUGUUUGUUUCCUUAUAUAUAUGUGUGUGUCUUUAUCGUGUUUUAAUGCAGCAAGCUAUGAAGUGACAUGCACAGGUUGCAAUUAAUGUCCAAAGUUAGUUCACGUAGUCCGCUGUGCACCCGUGCUCUGUAACAUCACCGAUAUAAACGUAUAGCUAUCCUCUCUAGAGCGAGCCGCGAGCUCCAGCUAGCUGUGCUCUUCAUGCUAACCAGAGAUAAAUGCUGAGCAAGCCAAUGCACAUAAGCCAUCGUCUGUUGAUGUGGAAUUCAUCACUGUUUACAAUGAAUGUUAUGUAAAUGUAAGAUAUUACCAUCUAUGGGUGUUUACUUUUGUACAUUAUUGUAAAUUAAAGACAUGUAGAUAUAUAUAUAAAUAUAUACAUUGUUAGUUUUUGAUAUAAUAUCCCAAGGGUUGUAAGCUAUAUUUAUUAUGGUCUUUGCUGUUUGUCAUGAGUGAUGGGAAGUAACCAAGUGCGUUUAAAGGUCCAGUGUGUGGGAUUAAAGGGGAAUCUAUGGAGCGGACCCUCUCCUAUGGAGUCGGCCAUGUUGUUUCUACAGUAGCCCUGAAUGGACAAAUCAAACACUGGCUCUAGCUAGGGCUAUUUGUGUUUUCACGUCAGCCACCAUAGUUCCCCUACAAGUUUGUUUCAGUUCUAAAACUUCACCACUAGAUGCCACUAAAUCCUACACACUGGACCUUUAAUGAACAAUUUUGAGGUAUUUAAACAUACUUAACUUGAGUACAUCCAUUGUCUGCUAUUUUAUACUUUUACUCAGCUAUAUUUUAGAGGGAAAUAUUUUUCUUUUUACGCACGACAUUUAUCUGACAGCUGGAGUAACUGCUUUAAUUUACAAAUAUGAUGUGCUGUUAUAAAUUAACCUACGCAACAGUCGUGCAUCGACAGUACUAACCUCACAAAUUUAUGAUAGUGUAACAGUCACUUUGAGCGUUUUUCUCUCUUUUAUGUACUUUUACUUUUGAUCCUUUAAUAUAUUUUACAAACAACGCUCACAUACUUUUACCAGAGGUGCAGACUCGAGUCACAAAUUUGAUGACUUUGGACUUUACAAAAUCAAAAUUGACUUUGACACCAAUGACUUAUGACUUCACUUGGACUUGAGUGUUUUGACUUGAUACCUCCCCCCAUGGCAAAAUUAUGGACAUAAUUCUCACAUAAGAUGAGAUUAAAAAAAAAACAAGCAAGACAGAAACAUACAGCAUUCAUUUUGUUAUGGUUAAUAGUGCUAUAUUAAAGUGCAAUGUCAGUACUAAUUUUUUAUGAUCAGAUUCAGUCGCACUUGUUUUAAUAAACUUGUUUUAACAAACACA
Epinephelus lanceolatus (giant grouper) is the source of this 6568-nucleotide messenger RNA. RefSeq names its product folliculin (gene flcn). The record is from RefSeq and is a predicted model, not a curated record. Gene Ontology annotation, molecular function: GTPase activator activity. Gene Ontology annotation, biological process: positive regulation of transforming growth factor beta receptor signaling pathway; negative regulation of transcription by RNA polymerase II; positive regulation of TORC1 signaling. Lineage: Eukaryota; Metazoa; Chordata; Actinopteri; Perciformes; Serranidae. Gene Ontology annotation, cellular component: cytosol.